AUGUUACAAAUCGAAUCAUUCUACGGCACUCUCGAAAACGAAUCAGAUUGCAUCGUCCUCAUCGACAUGGCUCGCAACGGUCUCAUCCCGAGAAUCCAACGCAGGCUCACAUCCGAUGAACGCAGAGCCAUUCGCCACGGCAGUGUCUUCGUCUACUGUGAGGAAGAAAGCGCCAUCCGAAGAUGGACCGAUGACAUGGCAUGGUCCCCAUCACGUAUUCAAGGCGCAUUCAUGGCAUACAAGCAAAUGCUUGCUACAAGUCCAAUGAUAAAAAAGACAUACUCUGCAACAUGUGCCAGUAGAAACUUCCAUAUAGUUGCAUACUCUACCGCAUCAGAUCGCCAUCCAGCUCUUCCUUCGCCAUCCUUGCUCUAUACUGCUUCUCGCUUACCAACAGACAUCCGAAUCAAGAAAAAACUUUCAUUCAGAACUAUCGACCUUCCUCGCCCACACAUCGAGCAUCCUGAAACACACGAUGACUUCGCACUAGGCACAUACUGGUAUUAA
Ordospora colligata OC4 is the source of this 507-nucleotide messenger RNA. RefSeq lists its product as uncharacterized. The transcript has a single exon. Gene Ontology annotation, molecular function: DNA binding. Lineage: Eukaryota; Fungi; Microsporidia; Ordosporidae. The record is from RefSeq and is a predicted model, not a curated record. The coding region runs from base 1 to 507 and encodes 168 amino acids.